This is a messenger RNA of Electrophorus electricus (electric eel), 7492 nucleotides long. RefSeq names its product HECT, C2 and WW domain containing E3 ubiquitin protein ligase 2b (gene hecw2b). Gene Ontology annotation, biological process: regulation of dendrite morphogenesis; ubiquitin-dependent protein catabolic process; protein ubiquitination. NCBI's taxonomy places the organism in Eukaryota, Metazoa, Chordata, Actinopteri, Gymnotiformes, Gymnotidae. Gene Ontology annotation, cellular component: cytoplasm. The record is from RefSeq and is a predicted model, not a curated record. Gene Ontology annotation, molecular function: ubiquitin protein ligase activity; protein binding.
CGCUGCCUCCACCUCCACUCACCUCUCAGACGGCCAAAACAAAGCGGACCUGAGGAACGGAAAUGGAACGCCAAACAUAAACUUAACGGGUGUGAACGCUAGACAGUAUCGUUCAUUCAUUACUCGGGAAGUCUUCAUUUUCAGUGUAUUUGUGCAUACAGAGGUUAUUCCAGAAAAAAACGACGACGUCCAGACGCUCAGCCUCUGUUGAGCGUAAACAGUCUGGUGGAUGGGAGUCUUCUAAAUGAAUAAGACAUAAACUCCGCUACAUCCAGGCUUGCACCGAGCGCUCCACGGCACAGGCUGACAGUAAAUAUUAGGAGAGGAGAGGAGGAGAGGGAGGAGAGAGGCGAAGUAGCCACCGCGGCACGCUGGAUCCCGACCGAAAUCUGGUGAAAUGCUUGGAAGGCCUUGGCCCUCAGGUGCGGAUUAAACUAACUGUGCUGGGUCGAGCAUAGACCAGCUAUCAGGGGAGUUCUUGCCAGCGUUGAUUUUUAGAUUCACUGAAUGGUUUCACUCUUGCCACGUUAUCUCCUCCGGCACCUAUCCCACAGACCAGGUUACUUCGACUGCAGGGACAACCAGAAAUUGGGAUCUUUGCCACCUUGUCCAGUUAUUAAUCCCUCAAUGCCUUUCUAGAACCACUAGAGAACCUUCUGUGCCAGGGUGACAGCAGAGUGGUGUUUUUUAUUGUGCAGUAAAUGCGAAGAGGUGAAUUCUGUGCUUUAGGUUGUUGAAGCCCCUAAAAAUGGCUGAACUUGACACGCUUUGACUGGCAUCGGCAUUACGCCACCCUGAGAGGGGGAUCGGUAGGCCAAGUCCUUCUGGCUCCCUUGGAACUGAAUGUUUCCAUCCAAAUACUGUGAGGUCAAAGCUGGAGCUUGUACCUUGUUUUAUAUUAUAAACACCACCUGGAGAAGGUGUUAACAGAGGGACUAGCGCCGGUCAAGGGCUGUGAGCGGGCUUGUUGGCCCCCCUUGGGUCAGGACCCACUUAGCCCAUUCUCCCCUUCUCAGGCCCGUUUGGCCCUCAUUUCUCUGCCUUCUGUCCACACAGCCUCCACCAUUCGUCCUUCCCUGGCCACUGCCGUCCUCCCUCCCCGCUCCCGUCCCCACCCCACACCACCUCACCACCCUGGCCCCUCCUCUCUCCACACACUCCACCCAUCCGCUCACGUCUCCAUGGCUACCGGCACUGCCACCACAGCUCGAGAGCACCUCCUGGUGGUGCGGAGGCGGAGCCCACACAUGCGUUACACCCUGGGACCUGAAAAUCUACGCACCUUGUCAGCACAGGGCACCAGCAGUGUUACUAGCACCUCCAGAGCACCUUCAGAGACGAUGGGCCUCCCACGGGCCAACAGUGACACAGACCUCGUCACAUCAGAUAGCCGCUCCUCUCUUACUGCUUCCACAUACCAAUUCACGUUGGGGCGGGGCCAGAACCUUGUCAUUUCAUGGGACAUCAAGGAGGAAGUGGAUGCUACCGACUGGAUUGGGCUUUACCAAAUCGAUGAGACAUGUCCAGCUAAUGUGUGGGACUCAAAGAACCGUGGUGUGAAUGGGACUCAGCGGGGCCAGAUCGUCUGGCGACUGGAGCCUGGGCCCUACUUCAUGGAGGCUGAGACCAAAAUCUGCUUCAAGUAUUACCAUGGAGUCAGCGGAGCCCUGAGAGCAACGACCCCCUGCAUCACUAUAAAGAACCCUGGCGUGCUGGCUGGAGUGGAAGGGCAGGCAGAGGGCCAGUCUGUGACUGAGCACUGUCGAAAACUCGUCAGCUUCACGUUAUCGGAUAUCCAUGCUCAGGGGCUAAAAAAGGGCAUGUUCUUUAACCCUGACCCUUACCUGAAGAUGAGCAUCCAGCCAGGCAAAAGGAGUGGUCUCCCCACCUUCAGUCACCAUGGUCAAGAGAGGCGAUCCUCCAUCACAUCCAACACCACCAACCCUGUAUGGCAUGGAGAGAAAUACACCUUUGUUGCACUGAUGACAGAUGUUUUGGAAAUUGAGGUCAAGGACAAAUUUGCCAAAAGUCGACCAAUCAUCAAGCGCUUUUUGGGCCAGCUGACCAUCCCUGUGCAGAGACUGCUGGAAAGGGACCAGCCGGUCAGCUACACUUUGUGUCGCCGUUUGCCCACAGAACAUGUAAGCGGUCAGCUUCAGUUCAGGGUGGAGAUCACCUCCACUGGACACGAGGACACUAUGAGCUCUCUUGUGAGUGCCUCCUCUCAGAACGGAGACCCAGGCAGCCCGUCGGAUGACGAGGAUGUCCUGCCACCUCCUUCGCGUGUGCCACAGGGGCCGUCCCCUACGGGCUCUGCGGGCUCCCUCCACAGCGAAGCCCUCCAGCCCGAUGAGGUCCCUCUGUAUGCUGAUGAGGAGCGGAUCCCAAGGAACACCGGGCCCAUUGCCGCUGAUGGCCCCAUAGGCAAUGCCCAGAGGCAGGUCUCCCUUAACGACUACCUGGACUCCAUUGAAAGGCCAAGGUACUCCGGAGACCGGCCGCUGGGUGCCACUUCACCAAAGCUGCGCUCUAGCUUCCCAACGGACACACGGCUCAGCGCCAUGCUUCACAUUGACUCGGAUGAAGAUGAGGAUGGGCACGGAACACAGGAGUCACACCUCGCCAAUGGGGUUCCAGGGAGGCACAGGGAGGGGGAGGGGGAGGGGACAGAGGGGAGCCGAAGUAGGGACGAACAGGCAGCGGCUGCCACUUUUAGUAGCAGCCCUGCAAAGAGCCAAAAUGGAGGGGCAGGAGAGAACCAGGAGCAAGUGGCGAGCUCCGAGACCCCUUUACAGUCCUCCUCUGGAUCCCAGCAACCUGCCUCCACAACUCAGGAUACAGAAGGAGUUGCAUCUGAAGAUGGCGCUAGCGAGGACGUGUUUAUAGGGACGGAAACUGCUGUCUCCGAAGCUUCGGCAGCUACCAGCAGUGCAGCCAGCGAUGGGGCCAUGGCUGCCGAGCAACCAGAGGGCACCAGCCCUGGAGAAAGGCCAGACGCUACUGCUGAAGCCAAAGAGGAGGAAGACGCGCAGGUAUGGGCAAGGAGGCAGAGCUUGCAGGAAUCGGGCGAUGGGUCACAGACAGAAGAGGAGGCGUCGUUAGAAACACAACGAGCCACAGCUGACUCAGCGCAAGCUGCCAUGGAAACAGAUGGCGAAUCAGGGGCAGCUGCUCAGGUAAACGGCCAUCAGCCGGUCCAGUCUCUUCCUGCUGUACGCCAUGACAUCAACCGCUACCAGAGAGUGGACGAACCUCUGCCACCAAACUGGGAGGCGCGUAUUGACAGCCAUGGGCGUAUCUUUUACGUGGACCAUGUGAACAGGACCACCACGUGGCAGCGUCCCACUGCACCGCCCGCACCGCAGGUCCUGCAGAGGUCCAAUUCCAUUCAGCAAAUGGAGCAGCUCAACCGCCGGUACCAGAGUAUUCGAAGGACAAUAACAAGUGAACACCCAGAGGAACAGAGUGCAGAGAUGUCCUCUGAUGACACCGACCUUGUGCAUAACUAUAUUCCUGAGUACCGCCGGGAAAUGGCAGCAGGGCCUGCCAGCUCCCGUUCCCGCCUCUCUCUGCUACUGCAGUCCCCAAGCGGCAAAUUCCUCACCAGUCCCGACUUCUUCAGUGUGCUUCACUCCAACCCCAGUGCCUACCGCAUGUUUACAAGCAACACAUGUUUGAAGCAUAUGAUCAGCAAGGUGCGUCGUGAUGCACACCACUUUGAGCGCUACCAGCACAACCGGGACCUGGUCACCUUCCUCAACCUGUUCGCCAACAGGCAGCUGGAGCUGCCACGCGGCUGGGAGAUGAAGCAUGACCACACGGGCAAGACAUUUUUUGUGGACCAUAACUGCCGUGCUACCACCUUCAUAGACCCACGCCUGCCACUGCAGAGUGCUCGUCCCUCCAGCCUGCUGGCCCAUCGCCAGCACCUCAGCCGCCAGCGCAGUCACAGCGCUGGAGAGGUGGGUGACGAUCCCUGUCAUUCUGGCCAGCCUGUUCUGCCACGCUCCUUAAAUGCCUUCAGUGCAAACAAUCGCAAUCAGUGCCAGGACCUGGUUCCCGUUGCCUACAAUGAUAAGAUCGUGGCGUUUUUGAGGCAACCAAACAUAUUUGAAAUCCUGCAGGAGAGACAGCCGGAAUUCAGCAGGAAUCAUUCACUCAGGGAGAAGGUGCAGUUUAUACGUAAUGAGGGUGCAGCUGGAUUAGUUCGACUCUCCAGCGAUGCAGACCUGGUCAUUUUGCUCAGUCUGUUUGAAGAGGAAGUGAUGUCGUAUGUGCCCUCCCACACCUUUCUUCACCCCAGCUAUUGCCAGUCUCCACGAGGCUCUCCUGUCUCCUCCCCCCAGAACUCUCCUGGAACACAGCGAGCUAACGCCCGUGCUCCCGCUCCAUACAAGCGAGACUUUGAAGCCAAACUCCGCAACUUCUACCGUAAGCUGGAGACCAAGGGCUAUGGCCAGGGUCCAGGGAAGGUCAAACUCAUCAUACGGAGGGACCACUUGCUGGAGGAUGCGUUCAACCAGAUCAUGUGCUACUCUAGGAAGGACUUACAGCGGAGUAAACUCUAUGUCAGCUUUGUCGGAGAGGAGGGGCUUGACUACAGUGGACCAUCAAGAGAGUUCUUCUUCUUGGUGUCCCGUGAGCUCUUCAACCCCUACUAUGGCCUGUUUGAGUACUCAGCCAACGAUACCUAUACUGUUCAGAUCAGCCCUAUGUCUGCCUUCGUAGACAACCAUCAUGAAUGGUUUCGCUUCAGUGGACGUAUUCUAGGCUUGGCACUGGUCCACCAGUACCUGCUUGAUGCCUUCUUCACACGCCCCUUCUACAAGGGCCUCUUGCGCAUUCCAUGUGAUCUGAGUGAUCUAGAGUACCUGGAUGAGGAGUUCCACCAGAGCCUGCAGUGGAUGAAGGACAAUGAUAUUGAGGACAUGCUAGACCUCACAUUCACUGUAAAUGAGGAGGUGUUUGGACAGAUCACAGAGCGAGAGCUGAAACCCGGAGGUGCUAAUAUCCCUGUCUCAGAAAAGAAUAAAAAGGAGUACAUUGAGCGUAUGGUGAAGUGGCGUAUAGAGAGGGGGGUUGUUCAGCAGACUGAGAGCCUGGUGCGCGGCUUCUACGAGGUUGUGGAUGCACGGCUGGUCUCCGUGUUCGAUGCAAGGGAGCUUGAGUUGGUGAUUGCGGGCACAGCAGAGAUUGAUCUGGUGGACUGGAGAAACAAUACUGAAUACAGAGGAGGUUAUCAUGACAACCACAUUGUUAUUCGCUGGUUCUGGGCUGCAGUGGAACGAUUCAAUAAUGAGCAGAGAUUAAGGCUGCUUCAGUUUGUGACAGGGACAUCCAGUAUUCCUUAUGAAGGCUUUGCCUCCCUUAGAGGCAGCAACGGACCUCGUCGUUUCUGUGUGGAAAAGUGGGGCAAAAUUACCUCCUUACCCAGGGCCCACACCUGUUUUAACCGGCUUGAUCUCCCGCCAUACCCCUCCUUCUCCAUGCUGUAUGAGAAGAUGCUAACUGCGGUGGAGGAGACUAGCACCUUCGGCUUGGAGUGACCCUUCACUCAUCCCCUGGGCACUCAGGCCUAAGUCAAGCGCCUCGAACUCCUGAUGCCUGUUGGCAUAGUCACUGAAAGCACUUACAACCCAUUUUAACUGUUGCACUGUCUCACUUUGUGACCUCUGCCAACAUGGGCCCUUGCAGAUGAGACCAGUGGGCCUGUAUGAUCAGUGACAUCUGAUGACACCUGUUGCCCAUCUAGGCUGUUGCCAGUCCCCACCAUGUAAUGGACAAAAUGAGUCAAGAUCAAAGCGGCUGUGCUGUAAAAAAAAAACAAAAAACAUGGGACUCUUGGGCACCUUCUAACCAAUUAUUUCAUGGCAAGGGAAAAGUGAUGUUCCACUGCACACCCUUGCUGGAUUACAUUCUCAGACAUGUGAUGGAUUUUAACUUUGUAACAGCCUAAUGUUGUACACUCUUUCUGCAAAAAGUCUUUUUUGUUUGUGUGUGUUUUUUAUCAGUCACAACAACGCAGCAUGAAUGUUCAUGAUGUUGCAAAGAUGUAGGCUUUUUUAAAUUACCAGUGCUUUUUUGGGUCACCUAAAGCACAAUCACUGUUGACUUAUGAGGCUGACCACUCAUGUUCACACACAUAUAUACGUAUACAUAUAUUCAUACACCAUAAUGUACUGAAAAUUCCAAAUGCACAAUCAUUGUUUUAUUGCAUUUAUACAUUGCUGUGUUUGUACUUAUUCUAGUAGGCAUAUGGUCUGCAAUUAACAUGUAAGCCUGUGGCACAAUUUGCACUUGAAUGUACCAAUGUAAUGUGUCCACUAUGAAGAAUGAAAAAAAAACAUCUUAAGGAAUGAUUCUAGAAAAGGAUUAAUAAGGGGCAGUAUGAAUUAUGCACAUGAGUGUCUAGUACACAUGUUCUUUUCAGAUGGCGUACAGGAUGUAGGAAGUCAUCAACCCUUUGUCUAUGUAGCCGGGAAAACAAAAAAGCCAGGAACUUGUGGUCCUACUAUGUCGUAUUUCCAGCCCUCAUUUGGUUUUUAGCACAUGAAGAUUCCUCAAAAUCAUGUUCAAAGAUAUUUAAAAAGCACGGGAAGAUUUGGAAGAUUAAAUUGGACACUCUUUCUACCCAAUUGAAAUACUCUUAAUGUGGACCUUUGGAGUAAUGUGAUUUGAUUUGCUUUUUUAAAAAAUAAUAUUCUGAACAAAACAUUGAGUGAUUGGCCUCAGAAUGCUGCUUGCUGUUUGUAAGAAAUACAGGUUUGUUUGUUUGUUUUUUUGUCUGAAAGUUUCACUCAUUCAUUUUUCACAUUCACAUUUUCUGAAAUGUUUGCAUGACACACAUUCUCUCACCACAGCUACUUGAAUUGUGUUUCACAUCUUUCAGUGACUCUGCCGCUGCACCGACCUUCGGAUUGUACACUCACAGCCCUUCAUGAAUGUGUUUUUUUUCCAGCGUUCACAGAUUUGAGCUUGUUAUUUUUUUCUCUUUGUUAGCCCGGGUAUCACUGGAAAGAUUUGAAAUGGGCUGGAAAGAGCAAAAGCAUGAAGGAAAAAAGUACUUGAACUUGUUACAGUUACUGCUCUUUUGUAGCUAGUGUACCUAGAAUCAGAUGAUAGCGCUCCAAUUUAUGCCCCGCUCAUUUUAAUUUCAUCCCUUAUGAUAUUUUAUUUUUGGAUUUAUACUUGCACUGAAUGUACCAAAGUUUUUGGGAUGGCAUAGGCUGUCCUAAUAUUCUUGUUCUUUGUUUUUUGAAGAGAAGCAAAAUUUCACAUUCCUAUUAUCACUCAACCAUCCCGUCAAUUCUUGAAGUUUGCAUACCACUAUUCAGCACUUGGGUUCAUUGUAUUUUGUUUUUUUCUCAUCUGAAAGUAAGGGAUUGUUUAAAAAAUGUUGGCUACAUACUGGCCUACCUGUAUCCUUUUCCUUCCUUGUUCCCUAGGAUGUGUUUGAUUAAAUAAACCAAGCAAGGGCUUGAUUACAGUUCUC